Chelonoidis abingdonii (Abingdon island giant tortoise) is the source of this 1274-nucleotide messenger RNA. Lineage: Eukaryota; Metazoa; Chordata; Testudines; Testudinidae. The record is from RefSeq and is a predicted model, not a curated record.
AUGCUUGCACGGGAAGCCAGACCGAACUUUUUGGGUGCUGAGCUUACUGCUCGGAAGAAAACGUUGACGGACCAACUACCUGUGUGUCGCCGCGCAAGCAAUGCACAGGCGCCCUUUGAGAGAGAGAGAUUAGAUCAGUGCAGGAACAACAGCUUACCAGUGGGACUCGAGCCCAGGGUCGGCCUGGGGUAUGUGUUGGCCAACCAAGUGCUGCAGCGCGGCGGUAAAGCCAAUGACGGAAAGCGGUGGUGGUCAGUCCUUAGUAGCGAGCAUACGACCAGCAACCGAAACGUGCACUUAGGUCUACGCCUGCGUGUGGUGGCGUUGACCUGGUCCUCCCGAUCAUUCACCACGCUUCCUCAUUACCAAAGGAAAUUUUGGAGGACCAUAGAUCCUAUAACUGAUGAGGACAACACAAAGGAAAAGGAAUUCCAUUACUCUAAGCUGAAGAGGAAACAAGACAUUGACCAGAGAAGAAAAAGGAGAAAAAUUGAAUGGAUGACAAAAAUGUAUUAUGCAGGAAGCUUGCGGGUCAAAACAGAGGACCCUACCACCGCAAUCUUAAUUCAGAGAAGUGCAGAAGGCAUCGUCAAUGCUGUUGAGAAAGGAGGAACAGACAAUGUAAUGGAAUGGGAAGUGGAUGAACUGUUGGAAUGGACAAAUGCACUUAACUUUGAAGAAUAUAUUAGUCAGUGGAAAGAAAUUGCAACAAGCAACUCAUCAGCUAACUACCAGGGUUUCCAGUUUAUUGUAUCACAACAUGAUCUAUGUGAAUUCUCACAGCUAUCGCAUGGAAACAUCCAGGAAACACCAACCCCUAAUCCAUUACCUUUAAAUGAAACAGACUUCAAGUCAGGGACAUUUAUAACACCAUUAAACUCACCUUGUAAUCUCCCAAUGAGUAACAAUUCUGAAUGAUAAUUUUGCUCCUAUUCAUUAGAAUACUGUUUUGCUCUACUUCAAUUUGAUAUGAAAUGGAGCUAUAGUUUCAGCAGUUAGAGCUGACUAAACAAGAAAUCUGCAUGUAAAACACAAACGUCCUGCAUGAUUCUCUCCGCUAUAAAAACAAAUUACAACAGUAUCCAAAACUGGUUUGAAUCAGUCAUAAUAUGCUAAUAAUAACCUCCCUUACUUUUCUCCCUCUUCUAGAACACCUACAUUCUAUACAAUAAAAUUAUGCCAAAUGCUUCAGCAAAUAUUAUAGUGAUUUGUUCUUUCUAUAGAUUUUUUUCCAGCCUCUAAUAUAAAGUGGAUGCUUACAAUUGAUGCUUAUC